Molecule: messenger RNA, 2988 nt
Organism: Leptopilina boulardi
Lineage: Eukaryota; Metazoa; Arthropoda; Insecta; Hymenoptera; Figitidae
Gene: spel1
Product: DNA mismatch repair protein Msh2
Exons: 15
Coding region: 150-2903 (917 amino acids)
Biological process (GO): mismatch repair; mitotic recombination
Cellular component (GO): MutSalpha complex; nucleus
Molecular function (GO): mismatched DNA binding; ATP binding; ATP-dependent DNA damage sensor activity
Source: RefSeq, a predicted model, not a curated record
AAUAAUUCGCGCCUUUUUACAUGUGAGAAGCACAAAAUAGAAAACAAAGAGUGUUGUGAUUUUUAUAUAUAAUUAAUUAAAAAUCUCAUUAUUUUUAUUGUAUAGGACUGUUAUUUAGUUAAAUUUAAGUAUUUUCCCAGUAUUACGAAAUGGCUGUUCAAGCAAAUCAACAAAUUACAAUUGAUCCAUCAACUCAACAAGGCUUUGUUCGAUUUUUCAAGAAUCUCCCACCUAAAUCCAGUAGCACCAUAAGAUUUUUUAAUAGAACUGACUAUUACACUCUUCAUGGAAGCGAUGCUCUUUUUGCAGCUCAAGAAGUUUUUGCAACUACCUCUGUGUGCAAAAUGAUUGGAGCUGAGCCGAAUAAAAUAGAAGGUGUUGUUUUAAAUAAAAAUCAUUUUGAAUCGUUUAUUCGAGAACUUUUGCUCGUGAAACAAUAUCGAGUAGAAGUCUAUGUUAAUCAAGGCUCUGCGAAAAAUCAAGAUUGGAUAAUUGAAUAUAAAGGAUCACCAGGAAAUUUAAUACAAUUUGAAGAAAUUCUUUUUGGAAAUAAUGAUAUAGUCGCUAAUUCUUCUGUUAUUGCUAUAAAAAUGACUACAGAAGGAAGAUCAAAAGUUUUAGGUCUUAGUUGCGUCGAUACUGUGUCAACUUUGAUUUCUGUUUGUGAAUUUAAAGAUGAUGAUUCUUUUACAAAUUUGGAAGCUCUUCUUGUUACACUUGCACCAAAAGAAUGUUUGCUUGUUCAAGGAGAUGCAAGUCAAGAAUUCAAUACUUUAAAACAGGUGAUAGAAAGAGGCAAUGUUAUGGUGACAUUAAGAAAGAAGAAUGAAUUUUCAAGUGAAUCUAUCAUACAGGAUUUAAAUAAUCUUUUAAGAUUUAAAAAAGGCCAGCAAAGAAAUGUUCAGAGUCUUCCUGAAUAUAAUUUAAAUUUAGCGAUGUCAGCAACGGCCGCUAUUAUAAAAUACUUAGAUUUAACAUCUGAUGAAGGAAAUGUUAAUCAUUUUUCAAUUAAAGAAGUUGAACAAUUUCGUUAUAUUAGAUUGGACAGUGCUGCUAUUCGGGCAUUAAAUAUUGAACCAAAAACAGAUUCGCAGAAUCCUAAUGCUUCGGCGAGUAUUUUAACUUUAUUAGACAAAUGUAGAACACCUCAGGGUCACAGGCUUCUUGCUCAGUGGGUCAGACAACCACUUCGAGAUUUAUCACUCAUUAAAGAGAGACACGAUAUUGUUGAUGUUUUAUUCAAUGACAAUGAUUUAAGAUCAAUGCUGAGCGAUGAUUAUUUACGACGUGUUCCUGAUUUACAAUCGUUGGCUAAAAAAUUAGCAAGAAAGAAGGCUAAUCUUCAGGAUUGUUACAAAAUUUAUGUAUGUGGCAAUCACAUUCCAAAAAUAAUUGAAAAAUUAUCAGAGGCUACAAAGAUUGCAGCUUUGGAUGCUUUAAUUAUAGAUCCAUUGAAAGAACUUCUUGAAGAUCUAGACAAAUUUCAACAAAUGGUGGAGCAAACGAUUGAUUUAGAUGCAGCGGAUAAAGGAGAUUUCAUGGUGAAAGCUGAUUUUGAUGAUGAUUUAAAAGAACAUAAAUCCAAUAUGGAGGAAAUAGAGGAAAAAUUGAAUCGUCAACUGCAUAAAGCAGCUAGUGAUCUAUCAUUGGAUGCUGGUAAAUCUGUUAAAUUGGAAUCUAAUCAAGAGAAUGGGUACUACUUUCGAAUAACAUUGAAGGAAGAAAAAAUUCUUAGAAACAACAAAAAUUACAUGAUUAUUGACUCAAAUAAAGGAGGCGUUAAAUUUAGAAACACUAAAUUAAAUGAUUUAAACGAUGAUUAUUUGAGUCUUCGGGUUAAAUAUGAAACAGCGCAAAAAAGUGUUGUUACUGAAAUUAUUGGAAUAGCAGCGGGUUACAGUGAAACUGUUAAAUCUAUUGGCAAUCUAAUUGCUUCCCUUGAUGUUUUCACAUCAUUCGCGACAGUUGCUUAUCAUUCGAAAGGUUUUGUUCGACCUGAAAUGCUUCCAAGUGAUGCUGGAACAUUGGAUUUGGUACAAGUCAGACAUCCACUAUUAGAGAUUCAAGAAGGAGUCGAUUAUGUUGCCAACGACGUUUGUUUAAAAAGAGAUGAAAGUCAUUUCUACAUUAUAACUGGUCCAAAUAUGGGUGGAAAAAGUACUUAUAUUCGAUCUGUGGGUGUUGCUGCAUUAAUGGCUCAUAUUGGUAGUUUUGUUCCUUGUGAUAAGGCUAAAAUUUCCUUAUUGGAUUGUAUUUUGGCACGAAUUGGAGCUGAUGACUCACAAAUUAAAGGGCUUUCUACAUUUAUGGCUGAAAUGGUAGAAACAGCAGCAAUUCUUAGAACUGCAACUUGUAAUUCGUUAGUAAUUAUCGAUGAACUCGGAAGAGGAACGUCCACCUACGAAGGUUGUGGAAUCGCGUGGGCGAUUGCGGAUCAUUUGGCGAAAGAAGUGAAAAGUUACACUUUAUUUGCAACACAUUUUCAUGAAAUAACUCGAUUGGCAGAGGAAGUACCAGCUGUACAAAAUAAACACGUUACAGCUCUUGUUGGUGAUGAUAAACUUACUUUAUUGUAUCAAGUUAAACCUGGAAUUUGUGAUCAAAGUUUUGGAAUUCACGUUGCAAAGAUGGCCAAUUUUCCUGCUGAUGUAGUUGAGUUUGCCAAACAAAAACAAGCGGAAUUGGAAGACGUUCAAGGUAAAGUUUUCGAAGGAUCUGACGAUCCUGUGAAACGAAGAAAAAUUACAAAGGAAGGUCAAGAAUUAAUUGUCGAUUUUACUAAUAAAUGUAAAGCUCUGGAUAAUUCGCUUUCUUAUGAUGAAUUGACAUCUAAAAUCUCAAGUUUCAAAGAAGAAAUUAUUGCUAAAAACAAUCCCUACGUCAACGCUUUGAUGUCUACUUAAGUAUUUUGUAAGUUAAGAAUUUGUUUUUUUAUUGCCUGCAUCAGAAAGUACAAAGAUAAACUUUUUUAUUUUUUCACGAAAACAA